Messenger RNA from Betta splendens (Siamese fighting fish), 5034 nucleotides. RefSeq names its product chondroitin polymerizing factor a (gene chpfa). The record is from RefSeq and is a predicted model, not a curated record. Bases 228 to 2525 code for a protein of 765 amino acids. Gene Ontology annotation, cellular component: Golgi cisterna membrane. Lineage: Eukaryota; Metazoa; Chordata; Actinopteri; Anabantiformes; Osphronemidae. The transcript has 4 exons. Gene Ontology annotation, molecular function: glucuronosyl-N-acetylgalactosaminyl-proteoglycan 4-beta-N-acetylgalactosaminyltransferase activity.
GCUAAUAACGUCGGCGCGGGGAGGAGCCAGGUACCCGCUAUACUGACACGUAAGAAUCACUGCGUAAAUUUUAAGGAAGACGCUGCAUCAUUUUUUUUUCUGAAGUUGAGUGUGGAUGCGGGCACUUCACUUUGGACUUGAUGAACAGUUGACCCGUCCCAGAUCCGAGGCUUGUUUGGACGCGGCGGUAGCGACGCGGGGCUGGACAGACGCAGCCGACGCACACGAUGAGGUUCUCGGCGUUUAUUUCUGUCCUGCGGUCACUCGGCCCGGUAAUAGUCGGCAUCUCUUUGGGCUUCACGUUGAGUCUGCUGAGCGUGAACUGGACGGAAGAAGCGUGUUAUCCGGACGCGAGGGGAGGCGAGGACGCGACGCCGGAUCGGGAUGGACAGCUUAAAGGCGCCCGAAAGCCCAACUCCGUUGCGUCCAACGAUGUGGAGCCCGAGGAGGACUUCCAGCCGAGAAUAGUCCCGUACAAGCAAGUCCAGCAGAGCGCUCCAAAGAAAGUUUUCAGGGCCAAAUACAUAAGCACAGAGUUGGGGAUGCGAGAGCGACUGUUCGUCGGGGUCCUGACAUCCAAAAACACCAUCAGCACGCUGGGCAUAGCUGUGAAUCGCACCAUUAGCCAUCAUUUGGACUCCGUAGUCUUCUUCACUGGCACACGCAAUCGCAAAGUCCCUCACGGCAUGUUUGUGGUCUCCCAUGGAGACGAGAGACAGAUAUGGAACAUGUUUCAGACCAUCAAAUACAUUUACGACCAUUACAUCAAUGAGUACGACUGGUUCUACUUAAUCCAGGAUGACACCUACGUCGAAGCCGACAGGAUCAAGGCCCUGGUGGAUCACCUGAGCAUGGAUCGAGUGCUUUACAUGGGCAGCCCGGAGGAGUUCAUUGGAGGGGAGAUGGAGGGGAAGUACUGCUAUGGAGGCUUUGGAUACAUCAUAUCUCGGACCUUGCUGCUGCGACUGCAGCCCUUUCUGGAAAACUGUAGGAACGACAUCCUGAGCGCCAGACCUGAUGAGUGGCUGGGACGGUGCAUCAUUGAUUACACUAACACAAACUGUGUCAGUGAAUACAAGGGGCUUCAGUACCAUCAUUAUGAGUUGGGGAAAAACUCGGAUCCAAGUAAGGAACAGAGUGAGCAGUUUAAGAAAGCUCUGACUGUCCACCCAGUGUCGGACCCUGAACAGAUGUACCGGCUUCACAGAUACUUCACUGAGAUUGAACUCCAGAAGACGUACAGAGAGAUUGCUAAACUGCAGGCAGAAAUAAAAAAUGUGAGUGCGGUUGCUUUCGAGGGCAACCGAAGCGCCCAGUGGCCGGUUGGGAUCAAUCCACCUUUUGAGCCCAAGUCUCGGUUUGAGGUUCUGAAGUGGGAAUACUUUACGGAGGAGGAAAUCUAUUCCUGCGUCGAUGACUCUCCCAAGUGUGACCUGCGCGGCAUCGAUCGCAUGGAUGUGGCCGAUGUCAUUGACAUAGCCGUGGGAGAGCUGAACAAGAAGUACAAGCCCACGUUGCACCUGAAGAAGCAGCAGCUGAUUAAUGGCUACAGGCGCUUCGACCCCGUCAGGGGCAUGGAGUACACCUUGGACCUUCAGCUGGAGGUGGUUAACCAGAAAGGUCACAGCCGCUCCAUUACCAAGAGGGUUCAUUUGGUACGACCUUUGAGUCAAGUAGAGAUUAUUCCCAUGCCCUAUGUCACUGAAGCGACAAGGGUUCACAUCAUUAUACCCCUCACUCUGCAGGACCGGAUCUAUGUUGACCAUUUCUUUGAGGUUUAUGCCUCAAACGCCUUUGAGACGAGUGAAAAUGCCAUCCUAACAUUCUUGUUUAUUUAUGACCCGGUGGAAGCACAGCAGGUUAACCAGAAUGAUAUAUUUGCCUCGGUGAAGGCGCAGAUUAAUGCUUAUGAACGCAAAUACCCUGCAGUGAAAAUCCCUUGGAUAAGCGUCAAGACAGAAAUACCGUCCCAGAUUAAGUUCAUGGACAUCAUCUCGAAGAAGCACCCAGUUGACACGCUGUUCUUCUUGGCCAGUGUUAACACCAACAUCAAUUCUGAGUUCCUGAACCGCUGCCGCAUGAAUUCCAUAAACAACUGGCAGGUGUUCUUCCCCAUCCAUUUCCAAGACUACAAUCCCGACGUGGCCUACCACAACCAGGCGCGUCCUGCCACCAUCGAUCUGGUCAAGGAGGCGGGCCAUUUUGACCGAAUGUCCUUCGAGGAGUCGUGUUUUUACAACUCCGACUACAUGGCGACGCGGACGCGGAUGGUGGCGGACGUCCAAGAGAACGAGGAGAUUCUCGAGACCAUGGACAUCUACGAGAUGUUCAUCAAGUAUUCCAACCUGCACGUGUUCAGAGCGAUUGAGCCGGCGUUGCACCAGCAGUACCGCUACCAGUCCUGCAACCCACGGCUCAGCGAGGACAUCUACCACCGGUGCGUUCAGAGCAACUUGGAAGGUCUUGGUUCUCGCUCCCAACUCGCCAUGCUGCUGUUUGAGCAAGAACAAGGAAACAGCACUUAAAAAUGACAAUAAAACCUUUGAUUCUACGUGUGUUUUGUGGGGAUGUUGAACAUUCUGUGUUUGUUGUAAUAUCCUGUUCAUGCAAAAAAGGGUUUGGAUUGAACAGGAGCAAUUCAGGUACAACCACCCAAGUCAAACUUGUUGAGUCAAACAAGUUGUUUUGAACACAACACGUACAUGGGGCACGUGUCUGACACCCCAUCUUGACUCCAUCUUUUGUUUGUGAAUCAACUGUUGUUUGAUUUGUUGCAAUUAUCUAGUGUGGACAAAUGAAACUUGUCAUAAAUGUUUACAAUACUUGUACAAAUGACAUAGAACCAAAUGUUUUUGCUAUUCUGACAACCUAUGGUGUCAGAAGGCAAAACGCUGAAGUAGCACAGCCUUGACAUACGGUCAGGUUUCCCCUUUCUUAGCUUUAGGUGUCCACCAAACCUCCAGGGCUGUGUACAGUGGUAAAUCCAUGGGAGUCGCAUUCGUCUCCACAUGGAACUGCAGUAGUCCAACAACGUCUGGAAGAAAAGCAUUAGUUGAGGAUUUAAUGUUACUCUCAAAGAUAUUGCAAGAUCUUUGUGUAGCUUUAAUAGAUAAAGUAGGGUUUAUCUUUGUCCAUUCCCAUAAGGCCAUCGAACCUUUGAUAUUUACAGAUUUGAGUAUUUACACAAGUGCAUCUUUGCAUUAUGUGCCUUGACACUGACUUGUCGUAUUCUGACUGUUCUGAAAUGAUUUUUUUGAACAGUUCACUUUUUCAGGUGAUGUACAACUUUCUCUAUAUUAGAACUUUGGUAUUGUUCCAUUAUGAAUAAUACUUUUGAAUGGAUGGGAUAUAUUUAAUCAAAUGAGCUCUUGACUGAGUUUAACAUUUUUCAGGCUGCUUGGAAAUGUGAGCCACCCAUCCACAGUUGUACUGUAUACAGUAUGUGCCUCAAAGCAGAGAAGAGCUUCCUGGAAAGGAUCAGUUUUGGUCUUCAGAGAUGCUUUAAUAGUUCAGCAGUGAGUGUUUGGGGGGAAAUUCUCUCCGGGGAAACUGUUUGAUGUUGCAGAGUGUUGUGUGCAGAGGGAAAAGGAAAAUGAUCAGUAAUGGGGGAAGGUCACCUGGGUCGGGAUCACCAGGUGUUUCUGUUUAUCAAGAUUUCCCAUUGAAGUAAGCGGUACUUUGAAACUUACUGUAACACGUUUAGAAGUUGUUUGAUAAAGAAUGUACGUGACAUAUUCUAAUGUAGGCAAAAGACAGAUCCUUAGUUUUUUUAAUCUGCAUAGUUACUGAAUGGUUUUAUUGUCUUCUUUCUUAGUCUCUGCUUUCUCUAGUAGCAGUGCAAUCCAAUAGGAGGCCUUUUCUGCUUUACUGAGUUGUUGAACUAUGGGAACUCAACACCCUCACUAUACAGUAAAAUAGGUUAUAACGUGCAAUAUCGCAGAUAGCACAAAGGCACCGAUGUUUCAUGGGCAGCAGGGCUUUUAAAUUCUAAGUGCAGCAGGGUGUAGCUGUAUCACAAUACUUUGCAUGACAUCACAAUAAGUCAUUUUAUAGCUUUAAUGUUGAGUAAAUACACUGUAAUUUCUUUUAAUAAGAUGUUUAAUGUAUUUUGUUGACACUAGACACUUUUUGUCAUCAAAUUUACUUUAAAAUGAAAUGUGUUUGAUUAGGGCAAAUCCUUUUUAUUUAAUUGGUUUUUAAGUGUAUGUUGGACUCACUACAGUUUGUGCUGUAUUUCCAUGUGAACACAGGCUGCUGCUGUUUGCAUUUAUGUUCAGAACGCAUCUCGGUCUCGACGGGAGCAGUCUUUCACUGUUACAGUGCUUCAGCUGACUUAGUAUGAAUGUUGUGGAGGUUCCUUGAAAGGUGUGACGCGAAUAACGUGCGGAGUUGGAAACAAAAAAAAAAAUACCACUGUGAAUCAUGGAGGGCUAAGGUUACGAUAUGACGCUGGCGGUGAUCCGAGCAGUCUUUGUUUCCUGCAGACGUGAGAAGUCGCAGGUAAACAGACGGCAGAAUAAUGACGACCCGCGUCAUCACACAGCCACCAUCGCUUAGCGAAGUUAUUUUUGUCUGUAACUUAUUUAUGUACUUUCUUUAUAAAUUAUGCAGAUUUGAAACACGUCUGCACUAAGAGAGAAAUUUGUGACAUUCUCCAUAUAUAUAUUUAUAUAAGACAUAUUUUAUAGACACUAUUUUUCAGCCUUUUUUAGCUUUAUUUACACAAGUGAUACUUUAUUGUUUUGGUGACGAAAUCAAACAUGCUGUAUUGUAUUUUAUUUUAUUAAAUCAUGUCAUGAAGACAGUUUAAAAUUUAUAUAUUUAAUGUUCACGUUGAAUCAAGUAUUUCAUUUCAAAAAGCAGGCAAAUACAUUCAAAUUCCACUGAUGAUGUUGGUUUACAUUGUUUUAUUCUUGUGGGUACUAGUAUAACCAAAGCAAUAUGUUUUAAUUAAAGCUCGGUACACUUGUGUCGUCAUUUUUAAUGAACUGUGAAUUCUUGUAAUUUUUAAAUAAAGAAUAUUUGAAUAUAAAA